Messenger RNA from Linum trigynum, 3834 nucleotides. NCBI's taxonomy places the organism in Eukaryota, Viridiplantae, Streptophyta, Magnoliopsida, Malpighiales, Linaceae. The record is from the annotation of a GenBank genome assembly.
AAACUCACCGGCCAACGGGCCGGGUAAAAAGCUAGUAUUCAUAGAUGUAUGAGCAUUAUGAAAUGAAGGUUACCAUUAGUUACAUAUUGCGAAAUGCCAAACCUACUAUGGCACAUAAAAAAUUUGAAAUCACUUUAGCAGCUAAAGUUUAGCUAUAAUGACUUUCAAGAAGCUCCUUCUUUACUUUAAUCCAUCAGCCGGGUCCUAGCUACCUUCUGUAACCAAGAAGCCUUCUCUUGUUGACAAUCCUGAUGCUGUGGGAACCGCGUGUGAAUUGCAAGUUUGCUCACUGACCUUUAAUCACCUGAAUUAUUUUUUCUUUAAUUUAGCCACUAAUAAUACACGUUCAUGUCAUUUUUGGUCACUCUCUGUCUAGAUCUGUUAAAUAUGUCCUAGAUGGCAGUUAACAUUUAUGUUUGACUGUCAAAAUGAUGACAUGGCUACCACGUAGAUGCCAUGUCAUUGAUACAACAGAAUUUUUAAUCAAAUUGAAAUCUAAAAGAAAUCCCUUGAUCUUCUCUUCCCUCCUCGUUUCUUCGCCCCUAGCACCCCCAACCGUCGCUUCACUAACCCCUAAGGCCACUGCAAAUGGACGAAAGUUUUGGCAUUGCUGCAAUUCAGUAGAAGCAAUCGGCUGUGGAUAAGGUUAUGCACCCUAGCGUAACUAAAUCUGGACCUUCCUUUUUAAGCGAGCCCAGAAAAUUCAGAUCUAAGGGUUGAGAAUUAAAGACAUUUUAUUUUUCAUAGUUUUUUAAUAGACUCUUCUCUUCUUCGUUCUAACUCGAAUUUCAAACUUUUUUGGACAAAUGGAACGAGUUUGUUGUACUCUACAAAAUUAGAUCCAUUUUCAAUAUUUUUUGAAGAAAAAAAUUGCAUACCUCUCGUUACCAACCCUAUAACAUAUGAUAUCUCCUUUAUUUUUAAGUCAUUUUUGAAAAAUUUUGCACAUAAGAAACGAAUUCAUCAUGAUUUAUUGGAUCUAAAAAUUACUAUGUGAAAAAAAUACAGUGUUGAAAGUCGUAUGGAGGGAGGUAUCUUGUGGUACACAAUGUUGAAAGUCGUAACUGACACUUAGUAUACUCCUACUAUCAUGUAUUCAAUCAUCUUACAGUCUUCGUAUGUUCAUAGACUGGUAGAAAAUGCCUCAAAAAAAAAAAAUUUCAAAAAUAUAUCAAAUUGGAUAUCAUUUUGAAAUGCACAAUUAAUCUAAUUUAUCUUUGGAUUUUUUUUGAAUUCUGACUUAAAACUAAAGAAAAAUCGCCCGUUAAAUAUUAUUAAGAAAAAUAUUAAAAGUUUUCCAUAAGAGAGAGGCUGAUGUGACGAAUUUGUGGUUGGGUUAUGCAUGAUUAUUGACACCUCAUCCGCUUCCGAAUCAGUCGUUAUCUAAGGAGUUACCGUUGCCUCAGCUGCCAGUCUGCCCCUCAAUCCCUUCUCCCCCAUCGCACCCAGAAUCGCCGCCUCCUUCCUCCCCAUCGACUGAAUACGAAUUCAUCAGUCGUCGUAUCUCUUGCCGAUAGAGAGAGGAGGAAAGCCACACAAACAAACCCAAAGUCUCCUCUUCUCAGUCCCUUAUCUUCCAGUCACCAAUAAAUAUCACCCAAACACUCUACUGCACAAUUCAAUUAAUAGCCUAUAGCCAUGACGUCUUCCUCCACCACCAAGUUCAUUAUCUCUCCCUCUUUCUUCUCCGGCAUCGCCAAUUUCACAUCCAUCGACUCCCCCCGCACUCGUUGCCUCUAUACUUCUUCCCCAACUCCUCCCCCUCAUCCUCUGUCAUCUGAAUCAAUAUCUUCGACUUCCGCCUCCGCCACCUCUGCCACUCUCUCCCCGUUGCCAACUACAUCAAGACGACUUCCUCUCCGUCCUCCACAGUGGCAUUGGCUACGAGAAACUGGGGGACGCCAGAUUGGACCUCCUUCGUGAAUUGGGGAAUGUGGACUGCUCGUAUGACCUCUUGCCAGAGAAUCUAUGUCGGAAAAUCUUGUCCUGCGAUGCCCUGAUCAUGCGGAACAGGACCAAGGUGACGCAAAAGGUGUUGGAAGCGGCGAAGGGAGGCUGACAAUGUAAACGGUCCGGCGCCAGACCGUGGCCUCAUCCCUUCCACUAAGCUCAUAAAUUCCACUCCCUCAUUUGCAUCGGGGGAGGACGGCAAAAGGGAGCGAGAGACGAUGCCGAUGAAUUGGGAUUCGGGGGAAGCAGAUCGGAUUUGUCAGCAUUGUCUCACUCGCCGGUUCCGAACUCGCGACACCGUGGACGUUUCAGGGGAAAACGAAGGUCGAUGAAAUAUAGCGACCUUCAGCUCCUCUGAAUCCGACAAAUCGCCGAUGUUUAGAGAAGGAUGGGAGAGAGAAUAAGACGCGGUAGUGGAUCUAAGUUUUUUUAUUUAAUUUUAUUCAUUUUAGUUGAAAAUAAAAAUUAUAUAUCAGAUGUCACAUCACCAUUUUAACGGUUAAACAUAAUUGUUGACCGUCACCUAAGACAUAUCUAACGGAUUUAGACGGAGAGUGACCAAAGAUAACAUAAACGUGUAGUAUCGGUGGCUAAAUUGAAGGGAAAACAAUUCGAGUGGCUAACAUGUUACAAAUAGAUAAAAUGAGUGAUUAAAUUUUCAAUUCACCCUGAGAAUCACAAAAAAUUUUGCGUGUCGAAGAAUAAUAAGUUUGUCAAUUGCUAGAUUAGACAAAGUUGCGAGAUGAAGUUUAGUGUAAGCUACAAGAAAAUAACAUGCUAGCAAACAUGGGUUCAAUUCUAUGUAGUUAAGUAAAUUAUGAAUACAAUAUGAAAAUUUAAAUUGGGUUAAUACCUUAUUUGGUCCGAAGUUUAGAAUAAGUGACAGUUCUGACCCCAUUUUUCAAAUAAGACAUUUACGGUCUAUUUUUUAAAUUAUUGAACAGAUUUGACCUGACUCAACAAAAAACGGUUGAUGUAGCUUAUGUAGGGUGCCAUGUUGUCAAAAAAAAAAAAAAAGGGUGCCAUGUCAUUAAAAAUAAUUUUUUAAUUCAAUUAUAAUAAAAAUUAAAUAGAACACAAAAUCCCCAAACCUCCAACCCUCAUCUCUUCCUCCCGUCGCCUCCUUCCCACUGAUUCUUCUCCUUCUUCCUCUCCUCUGGCAUAAGCAACCAUAAGCCGAACCAUCCCAUCGUCAGAAAUGAAGAGACUCUGAAGUCUGAAGCAACUGCCUCCACCGCCACUACAAAAUCGAGGCUCUGAAGCACCCUUCUUCGUCUCCACCGGCGAAGCAACCAGAGCAAGAACCAGUACUACCAUGGCGGAUCAUAUGCAGUCUCUCUCAAGGACUUGUACAGAGACUGCGUUGAUUCGUUGAAGAGAGGGAAUCUCGAGAAAAAAAGCUCGUCGGGGGAAUCGUGAGUCACCACCAGAUCUGGAUCUUGCAAAAAAAGUUCAACCCAACAGAUCUCAUAAAGCGAAGGGUAAAAGCAAAAGGAUUUUGUAGAACUACGAUCCCAAUUGCAAGAUGAAGGGUGGAAACCCCAUAGUCGUACCUCUUGGAUAGCAAACUUGUGGACGAUGCCAUCAUUGCUGGUCAUGAACAGUGACAUUGUGGGUUAGAACGGUUGUCGGGGUGGUAGGGGAGGAUUAACCGUUUACUCGAACUGGAGCUUAGAGCUCCAAUUUUGUUCUGGGCCGAGCACAUUUUAGCCUCCGGGUGCUGGUAGCGGAGGGACUAGAAAUGGAUGAGAAGGAUGGAGAUUAGAGAUGCGUGGAUUUAGGCCGAAACAGAGAGGAGGAAGUGGAGCUACGAUAAUAUCCAUCCUUUAAUUUAUUAUUUUUUUAAUAUUUUAUUUUUUAUUUUAAUUAAAUUAAAAAAAUAAA